UCUUCAAAAUCUCCACCUAUUCUAACUCCUAUAAAAAAGCUGGGGUUCUUCAUGACUAGUACCAACUCAGUUGCCGCUCGCAUACAACAGAAAACCAUGCACUUCCUUGUGGUCCAACUUAUGGCCCUGGUGCCCAUCAUGAUGCUUGUUGACUGCAGUCCUGACACCAAUCUUGACAACCACUGGCACCUAUGGUCUAAGACACAUGAGAAAAUGUAUAACAGCAAGGAAGAUGAGCUGAGAAGACGUAUUGUCUGGGAGGACAAUCUGAAGUUUAUCAUGCUACAUAACCUGGAAUAUUCGUUAGGUCUUCACUCCUAUGAGGUUGGAAUGAACCAUCUUGGAGAUAUGACUAGUGAGGAGGUGUUAGCUACAAUGACUGGGUUCAGUCAUGCAGAUAUUUCUACAUCUAAUGAUACCGACUUACCAGAGGAUGUAUUAAAAUCAAAGGUACCUGAGGCCAUAGACUGGAGGAAACAGAAUUGUGUGACAGAUGUGAAAGAUCAGGGUAUUUGCAGUUCUAGCUGGGCAUUCAGCAGUGUGGGGUCACUAGAAUGCCAGCUGAAAAUUAGGAAAGGUAAGUUGGUCUCCUUGAGUGCUCAGAACCUGGUGGACUGCUCAGGCUCAUACGGGAAUAAUGGAUGCUCAGGAGGUUUCCUUGUGGCGGCGUACAGAUAUAUCAUCGACCAUGGCAUAGAAGCAGAUGGCACCUACCCCUAUGAAGAAAAGGAUGUGACCUGCCACUUCAGUACCACAAAGAAGGCAGCCAGCAUGACCAGCUAUAAAGAAGUACCAUAUGGAAAUGAAGACGAGCUGAAACAAGUGGUGGGCAAAGUGGGUCCUGUGUCUGCGGCUAUUGAUGCCAGCCGGAGAUCUUUUUAUCUAUACAAAAAAGGUGUAUACUAUGACCAACUGUGCUCCAGCUCCCAGACAAACCAUGCCGUGCUUGUCGUUGGAUAUGGCGCCGAGGAUGGUGUGGAGUACUGGCUUGUUAAAAACAGCUGGGGACCAUCGUUCGGAGAAGAAGGCUACAUAAAAAUAGCAAGAAACCAUUAUAACCAGUGUGGGAUCGCAAACUUUGCCUCCUAUCCAGUUGUCUGAAGACAUCACUUCAUAAUCCUGAAAACUAUUAUUUUAACAGCAGAUUCAUCUUUUUUUGUCUGGGUAGAAGCUCCAGAGGUGGUCAGAUUUGGUCAGUCCCCAAAUGAUGAGCUGAUGAUAUGGUGUCCCGCUUCUGGGACCUUCACCUGUAAACAGAAGAAGCGUUUCAUGUCUCUGCAGCGCCACCCCAGGGUAAAUUAAGUAUUACAUGAUGCUUAUUGAUACCAAUGAGCAGUCCAGGUAAUGUUUGGACAUGCUUGGUCCUCCAGAGCAAGACUGGAAGAUCUAGUCUAUGUCCAACUAUUAUAAAGGGGUCGUCCCAAAUAGGACAUCACAAAUGUUCUGCUGCUGAGACUUUAUAGAAAGUUCCAUCAGUUUUUCCUCUACAGUUUUCACUUUCACUACAUCUACAGACUGUUGCCUUCUGCUUCACAGUAAACCCCUCACAUAGCUGCUCUGAUGGCUCCAUCAGUUUGAUAUGAAUUUAGCUUCAAUGAGUGUUUGAGCUGUCAGGAGUUCAGAGACAAAGGCUACAAAUCAAAAGCUGUAGAGAAAAAAACUGUUGAAAAUGUAUAAUAAAAACCAAAUGAAAUAUUUUUAGUCCAAAAUGAGUAGAAUGCAAUAAUAAUAAUAAUAAUAAAUUUAAAAAAAUGUCCCCAAAGGCGUCCAUAGCCUUUAAAUUGGUAUUUUUGAGACUUUUUAAAUACUUUUGGUGGAGUUUUAUGUUGCUUUUUGAACAGUGUGUGCACAUUGACUUUUAUUGUCAACAGUAAAAAUAAAAAUUCAAAUAAAAA
Messenger RNA from Bufo gargarizans (Asiatic toad), 1895 nucleotides. RefSeq names its product cathepsin S-like. Gene Ontology annotation, cellular component: lysosome. Gene Ontology annotation, biological process: immune response. The transcript is spliced from 8 exons. Gene Ontology annotation, molecular function: cysteine-type endopeptidase activity. The record is from RefSeq and is a predicted model, not a curated record. NCBI's taxonomy places the organism in Eukaryota, Metazoa, Chordata, Amphibia, Anura, Bufonidae. Bases 52 to 1101 code for a protein of 349 amino acids.